GCCCUAUAAUAUUUAUAAUCUUCAUAAUUAUGUCUCAAUAUGCAACUGUUCUUUCCUCACGACCUGUUAUAAGUAAGACCAAGACAACGAUUGAAAAGGCUGCCAAAAGGAGGUCUGAGUCGGAGCGAGAGAAUAAACCAUGCUCUAACACUUGCAAUACAAGUGCGAAAAUUAAAUUAGUGAAAAAUUCCACUGAAACAGAAUUCGAGUUUACUAAAUUCAAGGACCAGGGCUCAAGCAAAUUAGAUAUUUCCACUGAGAAGGAGUCAAAUCAUGUCAUGAGUACUGGAAAGAUCCAGCCAAAGGAAGAGGCUAAAACUGAGGAGUCUAAGCAGGCUAAAGGUCAGCACUCUUGAGUUCUUAAGAAGCAGAACCUCACUUCUUUCCCUCCAGCCUAUUUUGAAUAUUUUAAUGAUGACGAAUAUGGUAGUGGCAGCCAAAGUAUUUGUUCGGAGGAGAUGAACCUUGAUACCUCUAUAAUUACCACUCAUGAGAAUAAGGAUGUCAAUGAGUUCUCGAUGUGGGAAAAACGCCCACCUUCAGAUUCUAAGGAAGCUGAAGGCGAAAAUAGCGAAGAAGAGAUCAUGACUGCUAGAGUAUCAAAAUAACUGCACUCCAAUCGACGACCCUGAAGGAGCUAAGGUCAUGAUCGACCCUGAGUUUUUGAUAAAAGAUGAGAACAAAAAGUUGCUGAAUAAUUUGUUUUACGGAAAUUUCAAAAUUGAGGAGGAGAAAGAGAAAGUAUCAUCUUCUCGAAAUCAGAUUAUGCUAAAUAGCUCUAUUCCUACAAAUUCAUUCAACAAGACAACAAAGAUUACCCAGCUAAAGAGUUAUAACUAUGCUCAGAAGCUUGCGAAUGCUUCUAAGAAUCGUAAGAGCAAGCCUUCAUUGAGGAAGGUUGAGCGAUCUACUCCUUUACGCAAGAAUAAGUCUAAACUUCGAGGGUCUCUUGAAAAUAUAAACACUGCUGGAACGAAUAGUUCUAUGCAGAUCGCUCAAAGCACCAGAAUAUUCGACACUAAGGCACCUAGGACAUUCUUUGAGAGACGACAGUCUGACAAGCCAAGCAUAAAACAGAAUUUGACUAAGAAAUUACUGAAUGCUAAGAAUUCGCCUCUGAAUAAUUAUUUCAGAAAGGAAACUCGCAAGGUUAAUAAGAAGUACCAUAACUCUCAUUCACUGCGAAGUUCCCUUGAGUCAUCCCAGAAUGAGCCUCAGAAAACAAGUAAGACCUACUUGAGCAAUUACAAAAGUAAAGUGCUGGUGAUUGAUAAGACAAGGAAGAAGAUGCAGCCUAUAUUCCUGCUGAAAAGUAGCAAAACGAAGAAGAAUCCGAAUAAGAAGUAUAACAGUACCUUGCGGGUAUUGAGCAAGGGCCAGACACUUAAGGCAAGCGACAUCUUGGCUCAUAACGACUCGAUUACAGCGAAACUAAUGAAAAUGGAAAAUUCUAAGACCAGGAACAAAGGAGUAGACUCUUUCAGCUCUACAAUAAAGCUGAAGACAGAGAGUUAUGCCUCAACUAGUCUUAAGAAGUUUCUGAAGAAAUCUAAGACUAAGAAGAAGGGAAUAGUCAAGUUUCCCAAAAAGAAGCAAGGAGAGAAGUCCAAAAUGGGCGUCUGUGUAUCUCCACUGAAGGCCAUGAUGUUCUCGUCAAUGCCUUCGGUGAGAGAUAGAUUUUCCGUCACCAAAAGAUUGUCAUAAUUUUUGUAUAAGUUUCUUACCUUAA
Molecule: messenger RNA, 1729 nt
Organism: Moneuplotes crassus
Lineage: Eukaryota; Ciliophora; Spirotrichea; Euplotida; Euplotidae
Source: the annotation of a GenBank genome assembly